Messenger RNA from Triticum urartu, 1083 nucleotides. Lineage: Eukaryota; Viridiplantae; Streptophyta; Magnoliopsida; Poales; Poaceae. The record is from RefSeq and is a predicted model, not a curated record.
UAUGUUAUUCAUCUUGCAGCAUAUUAAGGUAGCAGCUGAAGAUAUUCUGCUCCUGCUACUACACAUUAUUUUGGUGGUCUGGUGGUCUUGAUUGAGCUGUCUGUUAGAUUCAGUUCAUGGUGGCUGGAUGAGAAGCUGAAAUGCUACUGGCUGUGGAGGGAGGAGGUUUUUUCUCAUCAUCCGCAUCAGGAUACAGCCAUGGCCUUGCACUUUUGUUGCUCGGCCGGAGAACUGAGGAGCAGCCUGUAAGGGCAUCGCCCUGGAAUCACUAUCGACUAGUCGAUCGGGAGGCUGGGCAUGGGGGGCCACUGCCUCCAACAAAAGACGAUGUUCCUGGUAAAUGUGCUUCCUUCACCUGCUUUGGCUGCACACCUGCUAGGCUUGAGGGCGCAUCUCCUCCGAAAUUGAGCUCAAGUAACACGCGGCAGCAAUUAUCCAGUUCCACAAUCAGGAAAGGAACAGCCAAUGGUUCCUCCAUAAACGGAAGCGGGAGAAAAGGCUGUCUUAAGAGUAAUUCGAAAAGGGACUCGUCUGACCGCGGUUCUAUUGUUAGUGACAGCGAGGAACAACCACGGGAGUCUCUGGAGGAGGUGCAAACCUUGAAAACUGGUAUGGAGCGGAGGAAAGUUCACUGGACUGACACGUGUGGGAAAGAACUUUUUGAGAUCAGAGAAUUUGAAACAAGCGACGAGGGUUUGUCGGACGACGAGGGGGAGAAUGAUGGCUACAAGAAAUGCGAGUGCGUGAUCCAGUAGAUUUGUUCCUGCACAGUAUCCAGUCACAAUUUUGUCAUGGUUGACACCACCUGUACUUUUUAUUUGUCCUCGACCUUUAAUCCCCCCCCCCCCCCCCCCCCCCUUCUUUCUCUCUUCCCCUUGCGUGAUGUGUGUGUGUGUGUGUGUACCAUAUGUAGCUACCCAAUUUUUGUUCUUCUCUCCCAAUGGCUAUGUUGGUCUUUUUCUUAAUCAUUACUACAACUUUUUGUUUUGCUGCUGAUAUAUAUUUGUUAUAUAUACACCGUGGAUGGAAGAUGUGGCUAGUGCCUCCUACGUUGCAAGGUGCAAUUCACCUUCCGUUGUUUCA